GUGCAAGUGAGCAAGUGAGGUGAUUAGGAAAAAUAUCCGGCUUCUCUGCAGUCGUCCAGCUUUUGUAAACACCGAGAAUAUCAAUCAAAUAACAAAUGAACAACGUUGGAAAUGGCUGACGAGCAGGAGAUCAGACAAUUGGAGCUGCUUUGUAAACAGUUGUAUGAGUCUCAGGAUACUGCAGUUAGGGCAGAUGCAGAAAAGGCUCUUGUGGUUUUCCAGGAUGGUCCCGAUGCGCUUACAAAGUGCCAGGUACUUCUCGACAGGGGGGACUCGUGCUAUGCUCAACUACUGGCAGCUACCACCCUCACCAAGCUGGUAUCCAGGAGUGCACAAGGGUUGAGUCUGCAGCAGAGGGUGGAUAUAAGGAACUACGUUUUAAAUUAUUUAGCUACUAGGCCCAAAUUGCCGAAUUUUGUCGUGCAAGCUUUAGUUACGUUGUUUUCUAGGAUUACUAAACUCGGAUGGUUUGAUUCGCAUAAGGAUGAUUUUGUUUUUAGAAAUGUUGUGGCUGAUAUUGGAAAGUUUUUACAAGGUUCUGUGGAGCACUGUAUGAUAGGAGUGCAGCUUUUGUCUCAACUGACAUGUGAAAUGAAUCAAAUCUCAGAAGUGGAAGCGAACCGUUCACUUACUAAACAUCGCAAAAUAGCGUCCUCCUUCAGAGACACCCAGCUUUUCGAAAUUUUUCGACUUUCUUGUACCCUUCUAGGAAACGCCAGAGAAAACUGUAAAAAUUUGAACUUUAACGAUGAGAGUCAACACGGGCUGAUGACGCAACUGUUGCAACUCGCCCAGAAUUGCCUUACUUUUGAUUUUAUCGGUACCUCAACAGACGAGUCCUCCGAUGACCUCUGUACGGUGCAAAUACCCACAAGUUGGCGACCGGCAUUUUUAGAUUUCACCACUUUAAAACUGUUUUUCGACUUGUAUCACUCUCUGCCCAACACAUUGUCAUCACUCGCACUGUCUUGCCUGGUACAAAUAGCGUCCGUGAGAAGGUCGUUAUUCAGUAAUACCGAAAGGGCUAAAUUCUUGACGCAUUUGGUAAACGGGGUGAAGCACAUCUUGCAAAAUCCUCAAGGUUUGAGCGAUUCUGCUAACUACCACGAGUUCUGCAGACUGCUUGCCAGACUCAAGUCCAAUUACCAACUCGGGGAAUUGGUUAUGGUGGAUAACUAUCCCGAAGCUAUACAGCUGAUUGCCAAGUUUACUGUACAAAGUUUACAGAUGUGGCAAUUCGCCCCCAACAGCGUACACUACCUGUUGAGCCUCUGGCAGAAAAUGGUGGCUUCCGUCCCGUACGUCAAAGCCACAGAACCGCACUUACUAGAAACCUACACUCCCGAAGUAACCAACGCUUACAUAACCUCACGUCUGGAGUCCGUAGCGGUGGUCGUGAGGGACGGAUUGGAGGAUCCCCUCGACGACCUAGGCAUGGUCCAGCAGCAGCUGGAGCAGCUGUCGGUGAUCGGAAGGUGCGAGUACCAGAAGACCUGUACUCUCCUGGUACAGUUGUUCGACCAAGCGGCUAGGAGUUACUCGGAACUCCUGGCCAGCCCCAGCAACCAGAUAGAAAUUACCAUACAAGAAGGUCAACUGACGUGGCUGGUAUAUAUAAUAGGGUCUGCGAUCGGCGGUAGGGUGUCGUUCAACAGUAACGAGGAGCACGACACGAUGGACGGAGAGUUGGUGUGCAGGGUGUUGCAGCUGAUGAACCUGACGGAUUCCAGGCUGGCGCAGGGGGGCUGUGAGAAACUAGAGUUAGCUAUGUUGAGUUUUUUCGAGCAAUUUAGGAAGAUAUACGUGGGGGAUCAGGUGCAGAAGAACUCGAAGGUGUACAGGAGGCUGUCGGAGGUGCUGGGGCUCAACGACGAGCCGACGGUGUUGAGCGUCUUUAUUAGGAAGAUUAUAACGAAUCUAAAAUACUGGGGCAGGAGCGAGCAGAUCAUCAGCAAGACCCUGCAGCUCCUCAACGACCUGUCCGUCGGAUACAGCUGCGUCAGGAAGUUGGUGAAGCUGGACGAGGUCCAGUUCAUGCUGAACAACCACACCAGUGAACAUUUCCCGUUUCUGGGAAAUUCCGUGGCCAUAACAGAGAUGCGGUGCCGUUCCAUGUUCUACACAUCACUCGGGAGGCUGUUGAUGGUGGACCUGGGGGAGGACGAGGACAGGUUUCACACUUUCAUGCUGCCGUUGACGGCUUCCUUCGAAAGCAUAGGAACGUUGCUAGCUUCGGCCGACACUCCAUUAUUUGCAGCCGACGAGGCUAAAAAGGCUCUGAUCGGGCUUGCGAGGGACCUACGGGGUCUAGCGUUUUCAUUCAAUACCAAAACGUCGUACAUGAUGCUUUUCGACUGGAUAUAUCCAAAUUACACCCCGAUACUACUUAGAGCCAUAGAGCUGUGGUACCAUGACCCGCAGGUGACGACGCCCGUGCUGAAACUGUUCGCCGAACUAGUACAAAAUAGAUCACAAAGGCUGCAAUUCGACGUUUCCUCUCCGAACGGUAUAUUAUUAUUUAGGGAAGCUAGUAAAAUAAUUUGUAGUUACGGUAGUAGAAUAUUGAACGUAGAAGUACCAAAAGAGCAGACCUACCCCCUGAAGCUGAAGGGCAUCUCUAUAUGCUUUUCCAUGCUGAAAGCGGCGCUGUGCGGCAGCUACGUCAACUUCGGAGUUUUCCGACUGUACGGCGACGAAGCGCUGGACAAUGCCUUGAAUAUUUUUGUAAAGUUGUUGCUGUCCAUCCCGCAGUCGGACCUACUGGACUACCCUAAGCUGUCGCAGAUCUACUACGUCCUGUUGGAGUGCCUGGCUCAGGACCACAUGAGUUUCCUGUCGACGCUAGAGCCGCACGUGUUCCUCUACAUCCUCUCGUCGAUAUCCGAAGGACUAACCGCUUUAGGUGGGAACCUAAAUCAUUUUACAGAUACGAUGGUGUGCACGGGUUGUUGCGCCACUCUGGACCACAUAGUCACUUACCUGUUCAAGCAGCUGACGCAAAAAGUCUAUCCAGGCAAGGAGGCGCGGGUGGGCAUGGCGCCGAGCAGCGACAUGUUCCUCAAGGUGCUGGAGAUGCACCCGGAGAUCCUCCAGCAGAUCCUCAGCACCGUCCUGAACGUGAUAAUGUUCGAGGACUGCAGGAACCAGUGGUCGAUGUCGCGGCCCCUCCUCGGGUUGAUCCUCCUCAACGAGGAGUACUUCAAUCAGAUGAGGGAGAACAUCAUCAGGAGUCAGCCGCCCGACAAGCAGGCGGCCAUGGCGCAGUGGUUCGAGAACCUCAUGGACGGCAUCGAGCGGAAUUUACUCACCAAAAAUAGGGACAGGUUUACGCAGAACCUGUCGAUGUUUAGGAGAGACAUAAACGAUUCCCUGAAAGGGCCCAAUGUAAAUACUUCGUCUGUUAGUGAUAUGAUGACUUCAUAGUGAUUCGUAGAGCAGAAAUUAUGUGAGGUUAAGUGCUGUUGUAUGUAUUGUGAAAUAUAAAAAUUUGAUUGUUAUUUAGGUACACUCUGCAUUUAUUUUAAUUGGAAAAUUGUGUUUUUAGCGAAAAUGUGUACUUUUUGCUGAUUGUGUGUACUGCAAGACUCGGAACGUUUGUUUUUUUUAUAAGUUAUUGAGGAAAUAAAUGCAUUGAUUAUCUAUGUACAUUGUUUAGAAGUGCUGGUCAAUUAUAAAUUCAGCCCGUCUGAUUUAUACACUUGGAGAAUUGAGUAAGUCUGAAAGGGACACGUAAUUAUUAAAAUUAAAUAAAUGCAAUUUAAUAAG
Molecule: messenger RNA, 3765 nt
Organism: Anoplophora glabripennis (Asian longhorned beetle)
Lineage: Eukaryota; Metazoa; Arthropoda; Insecta; Coleoptera; Cerambycidae
Gene: Ranbp16
Product: exportin-7
Exons: 13
Coding region: 112-3423 (1103 amino acids)
Biological process (GO): protein export from nucleus
Cellular component (GO): cytoplasm; nuclear pore
Molecular function (GO): nuclear export signal receptor activity; small GTPase binding
Source: RefSeq, a predicted model, not a curated record